Messenger RNA from Orbicella faveolata, 3024 nucleotides. Its product is annotated as pre-mRNA-processing factor 40 homolog B-like. Gene Ontology annotation, molecular function: protein binding; RNA binding. Lineage: Eukaryota; Metazoa; Cnidaria; Anthozoa; Scleractinia; Merulinidae. The record is from RefSeq and is a predicted model, not a curated record. Gene Ontology annotation, cellular component: U2-type prespliceosome; U1 snRNP. Gene Ontology annotation, biological process: mRNA cis splicing, via spliceosome.
AGCUGAUCAAGCAAGAGCAAGAGCAAGAAGAGGAGGAGGAGGAAUCUGAAGAAGAUGAGGAAAUGGAAAACCAAGAAAAUGGUGACACUGAUGCCAAAAAAACUGUUGAGGGAACAACUCAAGAUUAUCCCAUGGCAAGUGCUGUGAACGUCAGUGAGACUCCAGCUGUUGCCACUGUGGAGAAGAAAGAGUAUGUUUAUGAAACAAAGGAAGAAGCAAAACAAGCUUUCAAGGAACUCCUCAGAGAAAAGGAGGUUCCAUCUAAUUCCUCAUGGGAUAAUGCCAUGAGAAUGAUAGUCAAUGAUCCCAGAUAUGGAGCAUUGAAGAAAAUGAAUGAGAAAAAACAAGCAUUCAAUGAAUAUAAAACAAAAAGGGCCAAUGAAGAAAAGGAGGAACAAAGGGCAAAAGCAAAGCAGGCACGAGAAGACUUGCGCAGCUUCCUGGAAAGUCACAAAAAGAUGCACUCUUCAGUUCGAUGGCGAAGAGCUGGGGAAAUUUUUCAGGGUGAACCUGUUUGGGAAGCUGUUCAUGAAAGAGACAGGAAGGAUGUGUUUGAGGAUGUGGUGUUCUUUCUGGCAAAAAAGGAGAAGGAAGAGGAGAAAGAACAACGAGCGCACAACAGAAAGCUUAUGUUAACAGUGUACAGUACCAUGCCUGCUAUUACUUACAGGACCACUUGGGCAGAGGCCUUGCAGAUGCUUAAGGAGCACCCAACUUAUAAAGAUGAUGAGGAAAUACGAGAUUGUGAAAAAGAAGACAUGUUGAUAUCAUUUGAGGAGCACAUUAGAGCUCUGGAACAAGAGGAAGAAGAGGAGAAACAGAGAGAGAAGAAUCGAGUCAAACGACAACAGAGGAAAAACAGGGAAGGGUUCCUGGUAUUACUAGAUGAGUUGCACAAGAGAGGCAAACUUCACUCCAUGUCUCUUUGGAUUGACUUGUAUCCAACAAUCAGCAAUGAUGUCCGCUUUAAAAAUAUGUUGGGCCAACCUGGGUCAACCCCAUUAGACCUUUUCAAGUUUUAUGUGGAAGACUUGAAGGCCAGAUUCAGCGAAGAAAAGAAAAUAAUAAAAGAAAUAUUAAAGGAUCAUGAUUACACAGUUGAUGUGAACACUGGCUUCAGUGAGUUUAACGAUCUUGUAAAAGGAGACCACAGAAGCGACACAUUGGACCCUGGAAACAUCAAAAUGUCUUUCAACCAUCUUAUUGAAAAAGCUGAGGCAAGGGAGAAGGAAAGAAUGAAAAAAGAGGAAAGAGAGCAAAGAAGAAGAGAAAGUUCCUUUAAGCAACUCUUAAAAUCUUGUAGCCCUGUGAUUGAUGAAAAAUCAACCUGGGAAGAGGUGAGAGGAAGACUCGAAGAGGAUCCUGCCUUUGCAGCGGUUACAGUGGAAUCUGAGCGAAUAAGACUGUUCAAUGAACAUGUUAGUUCUCUUGAGGCGUGUACGCACAAUCAUUCAAAAUCACACAAGAAAGCAAAGAAGACCAAGAAACACAGGAAAAGAUCAAGAUCCCGCUCACCCAGUGGGGAAUCAUCUCAAUCUGAAGAAGAGUUCCCUAAAGAAAAGACAUCAUCACACAAAAAGAAACGCCACAAGCGGUCACGCUCUAAAUCACAAGAGUCAUCUGCCUCGGAAUCAGAGCCAGAAAAAGAGGUCAGCUCGACAAAAAAGAAAAAACACAAGAAGAAAUCAAAGAAGAAGCGGCAACGAUCGCCCUCUGAUGACUCUGAAGGGGAGAGAUAUAACAGAGAGAAGGAGGAGAAGGAGAAAGAUAGGGAUCGGCGUGAUCGAGACAAAGAACGAGAAAAGGACAAGGAAACAGACCGCAACAGGGAAGGAGAGAAAGACAGAGAACGUGAAAAGGAGAAAGAAAGGGACUACAGAGAGAAGGACCGAGACAAGGAAAGGGAUAGAGAUAGAGACAGGGACAAGGACAAGGACCGGGACAAGGAGAGGGAGAAGGAUAAGGAGCCUGAAAAAGCCAAGGAGAAGUCCAAGAAAUCUCAGGAUAAGACCGGAUGGGACACCACCUCGAGUGAGAGCGAAAGUGAAUUGGAGAGCAGACGAAGAGCCUUGCUGAAACAACUUGGUGCUGCGGGAGAAGAUCACUAGAUUAUAGUUAUACCGACUUUCCAACGCCAAUGAAUCGUUCCUUUGUUGUGUAAAGCAGUUUCAGUCAACCUCCUAAAUGAUUGGCAUUUUGCUUACCUAUAUUUUCUAACCUAGACGUGAAUUCUAAUUGGUGCCCUAUUUGAUGUGAAAAUGUGAACAUUGCUCAAUGGUGAUUGGUUUUUUUCUUUACUGCUCAUUGGAUCUCGCUGCUUUCGGUAACCCGUUUAAUAUAUUCCCCUGACAUCCUGAAAUGCCUUAUACGGAAUGAUAUGUUCAUGUAUGCCAAUCACGGAAGGUGCGUUUGAGAAAUUGUUUAUAAGAAGCUAAAAGUGUUAAAAGUAGCACGGCCCAUUCGACAACUUCUGUUUUUACAGUCAGUAGGAUACAAAUGUGUGCCCGUCAGAUUUUAACCAACGGGCGAACAACGCUUCUGUUUUUUUCUAGUGAGAAUGGACGUCGAAGACUGUACAGUUUAGUCAUUGUGGUUUCUCGUUUGGAACAGUAUUCGUACUACUUCCUGAGUUCGAACUGCCCUAUUAGAAAUGCUAUAGGCCAAGCACAAUGUAAGAUGUGAGGUCAUCUCGUCCCCAUGACACCACUGACGUCAUGUUACUAAGCCAGCCUCCAGAACGACGACCAGUUGAUACCUGAAGACGACACUGACCAAAGUAGUGCUUAGCCCUCCUCUUAACACGCUGACGAUUAGUAGGCAGAUAAUUUAUGAAUGAUGUGAUCACUCCUUUUUCUGUCGUCCAGGGGAAAUCCAGUAUGCCGUGUCAAAAUAUGUUGCUACAAAUAUGUCCUUGUACAAACUAAAAGCACAUUUUUCAGUGUUCGUAUAGUGUUGCUGUCGUGACCUUGAGAUGUUUAAAUGGUCGCGCAUAUCAUUCUUAGUUUAAUAAACGACUUAAAAGUA